Nerophis ophidion (straightnose pipefish) is the source of this 3273-nucleotide messenger RNA. RefSeq names its product gastrula zinc finger protein XlCGF28.1-like. Gene Ontology annotation, biological process: regulation of transcription by RNA polymerase II. NCBI's taxonomy places the organism in Eukaryota, Metazoa, Chordata, Actinopteri, Syngnathiformes, Syngnathidae. The record is from RefSeq and is a predicted model, not a curated record. Gene Ontology annotation, cellular component: transcription regulator complex; nucleus; PcG protein complex. Gene Ontology annotation, molecular function: DNA-binding transcription factor activity, RNA polymerase II-specific; RNA polymerase II cis-regulatory region sequence-specific DNA binding. The coding region runs from base 1594 to 2697 and encodes 367 amino acids. The transcript has 5 exons.
UACUGCACUCGCUGUUGGGCUCAUAUCCCUUCCCUGAUUACCAAUGGACUACACCUGGUCCCCAAACUGAAGGAGGUUCCUCUGCAGUGCAGGACAUGUCGGCUGACGGAACACGAAAAUAAGCUGUUUAUACCGAAAAGGUGAAGCUUUACUCUGGAUCAGAGCGGUCAAGCGAACAUGGAUCCCGACUACAUGUCGACCGGCAGUUUUCGGUGAGAAAAUUGUGGAAAUGAGUCGCCUCUUACCGGAGAUCAGCGGAGCUUUUGUCGUGCUGCAGCUUCUUGAGAGACUGGCGUCAACACACUCGUGGCCACACCCCUCCGAUUAUCAGUCCAUCACUCUAAAUUUCCUCAUCCACAAAUCUUUCAUCCUCGCUCAAAUUAAUGGGAAAAUUGUUGCUUUCUUGGUCAGAAUAGCUCUUGUUGCUGGAGGCUCACAUUGUAAACAAUGUGAGGAUGUGAGAAGCCCUACAACCCGUGAUGUCACGCACACAUCGUCUGCUACUUCCGGUAAAGUCAAGGCUUUUUUAUUAGCAACCAAAAGUUGCAAACUUUAUCGUGGAUGUUCUCUACUAAAUCCUUUCAGCAAAAAUAUGGCAAUAUCGCGAAAUGAUCAAGUAUGACAAAUAGAAUGGACCUGCUAUCCCCGUUUAAAUAAAAAAAUCUAAUUUCAGUAGGCCUGUAAUAUAUUGAUUUAAUGUCAUGUAAUAUGACUUCAACAUCAUUUAUGUUAAUAUAAGAGGUUAUUUGCCAACCAGCUCCACUUUUGAGUAUUUAUUUAAUUUUUUAUUGAACAAUUAAACAUACGUAAACAAUGUAUAGACACAUUCAGGUACUUUCAAUACAACAUGAGUCAAUGUUUGUUUAAUAUUUUACUCAGCAAUAUAAAACACAUCACAUUAAAUCCAAUCCUCCUAACAAAACCCCUAGGAGUAAAAGGGAACAACAAUAAAAACACGCGGAAGGGUAAAUUUAAAGAAAUCUCGCAGUAAUAUCGCUACAAUUUCUACCACUUUCACUCUUGUAAUUGCAAUGAAUGUCGCACGGGGGCGCCACUGAACCACAACAUUAAAGCUUGGUUUGAUAUACUUUGAAUUUAUUUUUUUAGAAAGAAGACACUAUUUUAUAUCACAUUGGUAUUCAAGUAAAUAAUACAGAAAAGAAAAGCAUGGUAUCAGUGACAGCAGGCAAUAUCUUAUAUAGAGCUACCUCUUCGUACACUCGGCUGUGACGUCAUUCCAGCUUCGCGCAGAAUAGAGCAGUACUGCCUUGUAACGUCAAGUGUGCUAACUGUCGUGAAAGCACAUCGGCGGAGAAGAGACGUGCACAAUACGCUAAUAAGUCACUUAUUAUUUGUUAUCCAGUUUGAAAUAUUUACGGCGUAUAGGAUACGUAUUUCAUUCUUCCUUUAAGGAUAAAGUCGUCUCGAUGCGCUAAAAGCACUGUGCCGCUUCUCGUGCCAUCUUUGCUUUUUAGUUAGCUUAGCUCGCUAGUUAGCUUAGCUUGUUAGCUGCUAACAAAGAGACGCGGACGUUAUCAACACAUCGCUAAGUAGAGAUCAAGUGUGAGAGUAAAGUGUUGUGAUUUUGUGAAAAUGUGCGAAAGAACGAUAGCAAAGUAUGAGGAGGAACUUUGUCCAACAAAAGAGGAGAAGGAGCGACAACAUCAACUACUGGACGCUGUUUUCAAGAAACAUCAAGUUGUAUUACGCAGAACAGACGUCCAGCAGCCCCCCCAUAUUAAAGAGGAAGAUGAGGUAGAGUGUCUUCUAGGACAGGAGGAGGCUGAUGUCAGCAAGUUUCCACUGACUGUUGUCUCUGUGAAGACUGAAGAGCAUGAAGACAAACCACCUGAGUCCUCACAGCUUCAUCACAGUCCAAACGUCCAGCAGGUGUCAGCGGGGAGUCAUGAAGAGAUUCCCUCCGGGCAGCAGGAGUGGCACACCAGUGUGGGACAGAAGGAGCUACAGGCCCCCUCCCACAUUAAAGAGGAGCAGCUUCAUGAUGAAGAUGAAGCUCAGUCCUUACAGCUUCGACAUAGUCAAAGUGAGGAGAACAGAGGGGCGGAGCUUGUAAGUCAACACAUCACAGAAGCUGAUGGAGAGCAUUGUGAAGAUAUAAAGUCAGAACCAGACAGCAUCUUUGCUCCACUGUCAGACAUGGACCACAUGAUGUCAGACUCUUCUGAUCACAGUGACCACAUCCAAAAACAUUUGGAGAGUAAAAAUGACUCUAAAGGUGAUACGAGACAUCACACUAACAACAAACACUUUGACUGCUCUGAAUGUGGAAAACCAUUUAGAAGGAAGAGUCAUUUUACAGAACACGUGAGAAUACAUACUGGAGAGAAACCUUUUACUUGCUCUGUUUGUGAGAAGAGUUUCUCCACAAAGUUUAUCAUGACCAGACACAUGAGAACACACACUGUAGAGAAACCUUUUGCUUGCUCUGUUUGUAAGAAGAGUUUCUCUAGAAAGCUUGACAUGACCACACACAUUAAAAUACAUACUGGAGAGAAAUGUUUUACUUGCUCUGUUUGUAAGAAGAGUUUCUCCACAAAGCAACACAUGACCAAACACAUGAGAACACACACUGGAGAGAAACCGUUUAGUUGCACUGUGUGUGAUAAAAGGUUCAGGUUUAGGAAUCAGGUCAGUAAACACAAGUGUGUAACAGUCAUGGAAGCUGCAGGGAUUUAAAAACACUUAAACAGUGAUUGUGCUAAAUGUACUUAAAAAAAAAAGCAUGUUUAAUAUGAAUGUAUAUUUGAUGUUGUUUGUAAUGCUUCUCAUCUUCUAGUGUUAUAUGUUGUCCUGGAAUUACUUUUUAAGUUGUGUGCAUUUAUUGAAUAUCAUAUAUGUAGCUACUAUUUUAUUUUUUUCUCUUCUUUGAAAAGAGGACAUCUUAUUAUUUAAAUUUGUUUUUUUCCGUCUCUUUUAAAAUCAGACAUUUUUUCAAUUGCAUUUUAUUGAUGUUAUUAUCCAAUUAUUAGUAUGAAUGAAUAAAAUUGUUAACAAAUUGCGGACUCUGGUAGAUUAGCAGCAUUGUUACAUCAUGGAUGUUAACUACUGCAAAACAUCAACAAAGAAGAAAAAGGCUGAACUUUGGAGCCAUCUUGAGUGGAGUUGGUUGUUUUUAUUGCUGCAUUUGUACUUAUUUCACCUCACAUCUUCACUUUUAAUCCUAAAGUCUUCCUCAAAUAUAUUGUUGUUGGCUUCUAAGAUUCAUGUUUAUGAUGUGUGUGUAGUCUGUGGAAAGGGUUGUUGUCACUUGUG